Molecule: messenger RNA, 1782 nt
Organism: Trypanosoma grayi
Lineage: Eukaryota; Euglenozoa; Kinetoplastea; Trypanosomatida; Trypanosomatidae
Exons: 1
Coding region: 1-1782 (593 amino acids)
Source: RefSeq, a predicted model, not a curated record
AUGACAGUCGGCGCUGGCGGCCACCACAGUAGUAGCAGCAGCAGCAGCAGCAACGGCGGCAGUAGUGGCGACGCAGAGACACCAGUAUCCGCGUCAAAAGCCUCGUUUUCUCCCCCACAAUCAUCACAACCACCUCCGUCAUCAGCAUCAUCACCAUCGACAGCGGCACCAGCAGCAGGAGGAUCAGAUGGGGACUCAGGGAGGGCUGCGGUUGUGGUAGACACACCAGCGGAGACGCUGGCGUCAGCUCAAGCGGCUCGUCGUCUCGCCCUCUUUGGAAGUCGUGCACUCGCUGCCGGCAGCAAAGGCCGCUUGUCCUCCAGCCCUUCUUCCUCUUCAGCGGCGGCAAUGCCCACGACAACAUCCCCAACCACCACCUCCACUUCCUUCUCCUCGCGCACACAGCAGCCGCACGGGUUGACAUCCUUCGGCGCCCGUCGCGGUGAUAUGGCGGCGUUCAUCCGGCCGGACGGCGCUCUAUCAUCGCAGGGGAAGUACCUCGUGGUUGGCGACGGCAUGAUGGCGCCGUUCAUGGCCCUCUGCCUGCGGGUGCACGGCCUCGACUGCGACCUUGCCCACCACGUGAGCCAGAACGACCUCGACCGCGGCACGAUUGUCCUGACGCCGUCGCUCACGCAAGUGAUGGGCGACGUGCUGAAUGUCUCCGUCCCGAGCGGGAGUGUCGUCGGCCGCAUCUUGACGUUCGACCACGUCGGCAACGACAUGUGCGACAUUGACCUCAACGAGUUCCGCGAGAAGGGCGAGAGCCCGACAUUCUUCUGCUGUGACCGCCUCAAGGUGGAACGGGCGCUGCUGUCGCUAUGCGAAGUGGGCGCCCACAGCUGCCACGUGCUGCCGAAGCCGCACAUCGACAAGGGCGGCCUCGAGCCGCUGCAGGACGGUGGCGUGCGAGUGCGCUUCGCCAGCGGCAUGCAGCAGGACUACCUUGGCGUCAUCUGCACGAGCCGAAGCCAGGAGCUGGUGCCGGAGCUGACGCUCACCAAUGAGGAGCUGCAGCAGCGCGCGGAGAACGGGGAGAAGUACCGCGCCAGCCACGCGGCGGCGGUGCGCUGGAUGGAGCUGUGCGUGCCGCCGCUGCCGGAGCUCGGCAAGUUCGAGAAGCGCUUCACCCCUGGCUCGCAGGAGAUCGUCGAGCUGCUGACCCCGCGUGACGCCAAGAUGACGGUGCGGCCGACCAUGAUGGCGACGAAGCUCUUCUACAACGUCACCAUCACAAUCCCCGACGGCACCAGCGACCCGCGGCUGCGCAGCACAAGCACGAAGCAGUUCUGGGACGACGUCGUGAUGCACUGGACCUCCGGCGUGCCGGGCUACAUCCCCCACACCAUGUUCCGCCCCAUGAUGACGCACAUGCAGCAGCAUUUCACCAAGAGCAGUGCGCUGGUGUACCGCUCCCCGCUCUUCCUCAUGCCGCACUGGUCGGAGGGCGACGGGCGUGUUAUUAAAGUCGCACAUGCCGUGCACGGCUCCGCCUUCGACGCCAUCGACGUCUCUGAUGCGCAGGGAUUCACCGACUGCUUCGGCCUCGCACGCACCAUGGCGGGCGGCGAUGAUGUGCAGCAGUACUUGCGCGAGCGGCGGCUGCAGGUCAUGGAGGAGCUUGACCACCACGCGUUGCUGCUCAACUACGGAGUGAAGGAGCGCGGCCAGCUCGCGUACAUGUCAUCCCGCUUCGCCAUGAAGAUAAUGCGGCGGUACAAGAAGAGCUGGCGCAGUAUUCUGCAGAACUACGUCACGCUGAUUCCAAAGAUAGCGAAGUAA